GCGAGGUGCGGGGUAUGCAUAGUAUAUGGUGUACAGCAGUGUAGGGGUACGCAUAGUAUAGGGUGUAGCAGUGCACAGAUCCAUGGAACACUGUACAGGCGCAUCGAACUUGAUUGACGCCGCAAAGUCGCAACAGCAACCAAAAGUUCAUAAGUUCAUUCAUUUGGUACGCGUCCUGCACGUCAGAGGGUGUCGGGCCCAUCAGAAAUCAACUCGAACAAAACCAACAGAACCAUCACGUUCUGGCUUCUUUUCUCUCAAACCCAAAGUUCUCGCUCCAUCUAUCUCUCUCUUCUCUCUCUUUUCGUGCCCAGCCUCCCUUCUCCCUCCCCACUUCUCCGCACUCCGCUCUUCCCUUCUUCCUCAUAUCUUUCCAACCACCAGACAUCAUCACCGAAAGCAUGCAGAACGAACGCAGGGACGCCGGUGUCGUGUCCAGAGCCGCGGCGGCCGUGCUCUUGGUGAGCUGCCUCGUGGUCGGCAUCGUCAUCGGUGCUCGCGGCUCUUCGUCCUCUUACAACCUCAGGACCCAGCAGUACUCGGCGGCUUCAGUCGGCUCUGCGCCCUCAGCUGCCGGGUCCGACGACAAGCCGGCGGGCAACCUCGUCCUCCCCAAGCCCCUCAAGCACACCGGAGACAAGAAACUCGCUGGAGACUUCGACGUGGGUAGCCCUGCCGGAGCCUGGGGCCCUGAUGACGAGGAGAAGGACGACUGGGUCAACUUGUUUGGCAUGGACGGCGCCCGCACACGCGAGGGCGGUGCCUCCCCGGCCGCCAACCUGCCGAGGCUGAACAACCUCAUGAUCGAAGACAUGUCGUUCUCGUUCAGCUACGACUACUAAGAAGGCGCGUGGUUCCACUAAAAACAUUCUAGUGUUUGGCUCUGGAAAGCUUACUGACGACAUUCAGACGGCCAGGCGCUGAGGAGCGGUCCAGCGGCAAGUCUGCAAACGACUACGGCCGCGGGUGUGGGAUGGCGGGAAGCACACACACGUAGGGGCUAGGCGGUUUGUCAGUCGAGAACGAAGAGGACGGGGAAACAUGUUUUUUUUUGUUACUUCCAAGGAUGAGAGGGGACCAAAAGCAACUUUUGGUGCGUACAUUAGUUUUUUUUUUUCAGAUGAGGGGGUUGAGGGAGUGUACGACGUGUGUCGGCGGUGUACUUUGGACAGGGGCGGAGCGUUCUUAUCCUCGUAUAAAGUUUCCAGCGUGUUUGAACACGACGGUGGAAGGGGAGGAAUUUUGUAGUGAGACGCCCAUAUUUUCCUGGGUAAUAUUAGCUCAACCGUCAAAGAAAUGUCGCCUAGUUGCUGUACCGACUCGAGGUAGAGGGUGACUGCAUCCAAGGCUUUGGCUUCCUCACCUCAUCAGCACAGCAUGUACAACUAUUUUGUUUAGCCGCUUGUUUGUGUGCCUGCUGGGUUGAAUGUCUCAUCAUCGCGGUCAUCUUGAGUACGGAAGUACCCUGGCAGCAAGAGCCCCAAAUCUCGACGACUUGUAGCGCUCAUUGUUCGAAGACUUGCCACAACAACGUUUCUUGUCGGAACUGUUGCAGGCCAUCGAAAAAUAUGGGCUCUGCCUGUGGGUGGAGGUGGUUUUUGUCAGUAGUGAGGUGACGAGGGUGUUCACUCCCGACCGGUCACUCUCACGCGUCGACGUGAGCGCCCUUCGCCGCCAGCGAAUCACCCCGAAAGUUGGCCUUACCCGAUUCUUAGGGCUCGUCGCACAGUUCGAGCUUGUCCCAGGCUGUUGAGGAGGGAGCUAUCAUUAUGUUAUUUUAUACCAUUGGGUUUUGGUAGUAGGUGUGGUAGUGGCCUCUUCAGGCCGGAAGAGCCAUGUGUUGUUUGUACUUUCCCCUGUUUUCUCCUUUGGAGCAAAUGCGAGAUUCUUUGUUCAUGUCACUCUUCCAAUUGGUUGUGCAAAGGAAGGCGCGGUUGUGGUUCGGGUGUUGGCUUGGUUUGACCUCGGAAACUCAAUAUUUCCUGAUCCGAUAGGCUGUUUCUUACAGAACCGGAUUCUUGAUCUGAAAAAUCGAUUUUUUCGGCCGGACAAUAAUCCGGCUGGGAAAAACGUACGACCCUUCUUACAGGAACCGGAUUUUAGUCAGCGGAUUUUUUGCUGGACUGUCAUGUAUUUUUGAAAUGCAGCGCGCGCGCACGCGCGGGUAAAAAGUGCCAGCACGACAUACACGCGCACAGCAGCAGACCUCACGCGGCAGACCACACAACCAUUGCACAACAUGCCCGAUGGAGGUGCAUCUGAGCAGCCUGAGGCGCUCUUGCUGAAUUACAACCCAUUGGCGAAGGCCGCUGUCGCACACUUUGGCGACUGCAUCGAGGGCGGCAUGACGAAGAAGCAGAUAAUGUUGCAGCUGCAGAGCGUUUGCGCCACCUACGCUUGCCAGGGAGUGAAGCGGAACGCUGGCUUGACAAACAAGAAGAGUAAACAGAAAGCUGCGACCCACGCUUACAAGACAAUCG
Molecule: messenger RNA, 2480 nt
Organism: Ectocarpus sp. CCAP 1310/34
Lineage: Eukaryota; Phaeophyceae; Ectocarpales; Ectocarpaceae
Source: the annotation of a GenBank genome assembly